This is a messenger RNA of Aegilops tauschii subsp. strangulata, 687 nucleotides long. Lineage: Eukaryota; Viridiplantae; Streptophyta; Magnoliopsida; Poales; Poaceae. The record is from RefSeq and is a predicted model, not a curated record.
AUGCACGCGACGACGACGAGCCGCUCGCCGCCUUCGGCCACGUCGGGUGGCGCGGCGCACAUGUAUGCCGCGCUGCCCGGACAGUGGGGCGCCACCCUCGCUGCACGACGGGCCACUUGGUCUGGUCGCCCGGCCGAGCCAAUAAUUCCAGGGGGGUUCCCACGCACCAAACAGACACAUCCGAUCCCGAGCGUCGUGGCCUGGCGCGCCGCCCGUUGCUCCAUCGCCUCUCCGCUCUCCGGCCCUGCGGAGCAGAGCUUCCUUGGACUUUCGCUGGAGGAAGUCCGGCAGCUGCCGCCCCUUCCCCCAGCCGGCCGCACCGCGGCCACGCCGGUCGCAUCCAACCCCCUUCGGCCGCGCCGCGUUGCCCGCCGCCCGUCGGCCGCACACCGCCCCUGUCGGUCGCGCCCCAUCACCGCGCCGGCCGCGCCCAGCCUCGCCGGCCACGCCCCGUCGCCUCCGUCGUCCGCGCCCAGCCUUGCCGGCCACGCCCCGUCGCCUCCGUCAUCCGCGCCCAGCCUUGCCGGCCACGCCCCGCCGUCCGCGCCUUACUCUAUUGCCAGCCGAGUCGUGCCCCUUUGCCUGCCGCGCCGGGAGGAUUCCGGCGGCCAGGCUGAGGUCAUGGGAGGCCACGGCUAUGUCGAGCUCGUCCAAUUCGAACCGGCGGCGAUCGAUUGCGGCGCCUAG